AGUUGUUUAUUGAAAAUUGCACUGACUAUUUCAAAGAUCUAUGUAUGGUAGGUUUUGUGAGUUUUUAUUUCUUUAAUUAUUUUUUGGUGGGGGGAGAAUUCCAAUUAAGGUUCAUUUCUUUAUAUAAAAAAGCUGUACAGCCAUAUGUUAAGUUGAUAAAAGAAUAACAGAAAUUGGAUUGAAGAAUUGAAGAUAUUAAGAAUGUACAGCCAUACGUUAAAUUGAAGAAAGAAUAACAGAAUAAUUGGAUUGAAGAAUUGAAGAUCUUCUAUGGAAGGGGAGCAACUCUAGCAAGAAUAUUGAAUAGGAAAUGAAACAAACGGCAUUCUUGUGAAUGACACGCAGUAUCAAUAGCUGCUCAUGGACAGUGUAGCAGAUGCUAGGAGAAAGUGAUUAAAGAACCAUCUAAAGAGAGAACAAUAAUUCAAGUCCCAUGAGAGGUGACUGUGUUACCAGAGGUUACAAGUAACUGCACAAUCAUACAUACACAACAGCCGAAACUUGACAGAAACAACAGAAGGAAACAUUCCAGCCCUUCACCAGUUUAAGGUUGAUGUUGUCUGCUACAGUCUGGGAAAUAAGACCUUAAAUCUUUCUGAAUAAAAAUGAUAUGGGAGAUAGAAUUUCCAUUUAUUGCGUCUGAAAUUGGAUUAACCGUUCUUUAUUGCUGACGAAAUUGGGAUUAACUGGAAUGAAUUGUGUCCUUCAAUUGAACUGACCUGAUUGUAUUCCAUGCUCAUAACGAAAGCUCUUAUUAAGUUAAACGUCAUUAAUUGCCUUAUAUGCAAGCCGCCAUUUCUAUACUGAAAGAACUUGGUUUGUUUCCAUGUAAUAUUGUAAAUUGUUUUAUAUGUUAACAGCAACAAACUGUGUACUAAUUUUAGAAAAUUGCUAUUCUUUUGGAAAUUCCAAGAAAAACGAAGAGCAUGAAAUGCAGGCAGUUUUGAAGUUGGUCACACAUUGCAUUGGAAAUUAUGAGAGAUUGCUACAAAGCUGAGGAAAUGUGUGUUCCCUUGUGGACAUUUUUCCUGUCAGUGUUUGAUAAUUCUUAUUCUCAAAGCAGGGAUAAAAUCUGAAAUUAUUGACUGUGUACAUGUUGCUUCAACACCUUCAAUGUGAUGAUAAUGAUGAUGUAUAUUAUAUGAAUAUUGGCUCAUAAAGAGACAAAGUUUAAAAACAAAACACACCAUUUAUCUUAAAAACAAUGUUCCAGGAAAAAAACUAAUUUUAGUGGUAUAUUUAUAAUAAUGUGACCUUUAAUACAGAGAACAAUAUAAUUGGAAAAAGAAGAGACAUUUUUCCAGGAAAAAUAAUGGACAGGUAAUGAGAUUCAUUACUUUGUGACCUAUAGUAAAAUUAUUCAAGGAAAAAUUCAAUUUCAAAAGAACAGAGUUGAUAACAGAGUGACUUUCUAUCUUUGACAUGGAUACCAGCUCAGUGGUUGAAAUAGUGGUUCUGAUCAUUAUGGUGACAGUGACCUUGUCCACAAAUAUAAUCACGCUUUUGGUGAUUUCAUGCACCGACUACUUACGCAACAUCAACAAAGUGUACAUGUACUCCAUAACAGUCUCAGACCUCUGUAUCGGAUUGUUCAUAUUCCCGUUCGCUCUGUACACCGCCAUAACGAACCUUUUUCGUAACCCGGACGUAAAUCCCUUGAUAUGCCACAUUCAAGCCUACCUAACCAUUGUGUUUUUUCUGUCUGGUUUGUACGCUUUAGCCUGGACAAAUGUUGACCAUUACGUCGCUGUAAGAAAACCUGAACGUUACAAGGUCAUGAUGUCUCCGCCCCGGUCCUUAUGCUGGAUUGCCUUCGCGUGGAUUGCAGCAAUAAGUUUUUGUUGCCCACCCGUGUUGAGUUAUAAUGAAAUUGACCAAUUUUAUCACCAGGUGUAUUUAUGCACCGUGUACUUUGGGUCUGAAAUUCCAUAUUUUAUAUCAGCCGCUGUUCUAGCAUUGCUGCCACCCAUGCUGGUGUUACUUAUUACAAACGUGUACCUAUUCACUCACGGGUUUCGGAAGAAACAAAAAAUGUAUGAAGCAGUGCCCAUCAUACUUGAUGUGAGUUCCCGCCCAAGAAAUUACCAAAUAAACUUUAUAAUUUCCACGAUAUGCAUUAGCACGUGGAUUCCCUGGUGUGUACUGAGGAUAAUCAGCUUCUACCUGGACACCAUACCGAACCUGUUACAUUUCUUUACGUUUUGGAUCGCCAUGGGUAACACGUUUUACAAGUUUUUUAUAUACGCGGGAAUGAGUGUAGAAUAUAGAAGGGGCUUAAGGGAACUUGUGCGACAAUGUUGCUCGAGAUGUCUUUGUAAAUCCAGCGUUCAGACACCACGUGCGAGUCAAACCGUGAACUUUGCAGCGACGCGCCUUGUAACAAAGCCAUCUACUAGCGGGCCUGCCCCCAUAAAUUUGUAGUUCCUUAUUAAAAAUUGACCCUCGUUUUGGGAAAACUGGGCUUAAAGCAUGCAUGUUAAGUGUUGUCCCAGAUUAACCUGUGCAGCGGGCUGAUUAACCUGUUCAGCGGGCACAGCCUUAUCUGGAAUGCCACUUUGUGCCUAAACUGGAUUUUCGUUUUCAAGAGACUCCCUUUUAAUGGAAAAUUCCAUUAAAGCUAAAAGUGUCAACCCUGAUUAGCCCAUGUAGACUGCACAGGCUAAUGUGGGACAACACUACGCACAUGCAUUAAGCCCAGUUUUCCUAGAAUGCUGUUCUAUUUAUUUUUUUACAAUUUUUUGUUAAUAUCUAUGAAUAAUUUGAAAAAUUGAACUCAGUUGUCAUGGCUCUAAUUUAGAUACAUACAUUGCCAUGAUAUUGUUAUACAUUUGGACAAGGGACCAAAUAGUCUUUCACAUGUCACAAAAAAUAUUUUUUUUGUUGCAUAUAUAAAUGUUAGUGUAUUAUAACCUUAUCUUACUGUGAGUAUGUUAAAGUAAAAAACAAACAAACAAAUAUUAACUCUGAAAUCAUGAUGGGACCAUUAUUAAUUAGAUUAGAAUUGUAUAAAUGGAGUGUUUGACAAAAUAUAAACACUCUUUAAUUUACUGCUUUAAUGUUGAAUAGAUGAGAGCUGUCCCAGAAAGCCAUGAAGGAUAUCAACAGAAUAUUACAGAUAAAUUAAUACAAAUCCAAUACAAAUUUUGGCAGUUAAAUGCUUAGACAUUACAUUUACUCAAUUUCAUGAAAUAUUUUUCAUGUGUGUUGGUCUGUCAUACAAGCAUAGAAUAGUCAUGUUACAUUGUUUACUGAAGAUGUUUUUCAUAAUUUAUAUUUCUUCCUCAAAUGACAAAAUGUUUAAUAGUGUUAACUUAAAAUUGUGUUACUUUUAUAUGCGCCCAGAGCUCUGCAAUUUUCUAGGAUAUGGUAGACCAACUCUUGAAAUUUCUUGUUUGUGAAGUAUUAUCAAAUUACCACUAGCAAGUGAGCCAAUAUCAAAAUUCUUAAAUACUGCUUGCUUUUCAUAUAUGUUUAGCUUUCUUUUGGCAUUUUACCCGAAAUGCACUGC
Dreissena polymorpha is the source of this 3508-nucleotide messenger RNA. Its product is annotated as G-protein coupled receptor 52-like. Bases 1423 to 2421 code for a protein of 332 amino acids. Gene Ontology annotation, cellular component: membrane. Gene Ontology annotation, biological process: G protein-coupled receptor signaling pathway. The transcript has 4 exons. The record is from RefSeq and is a predicted model, not a curated record. Gene Ontology annotation, molecular function: G protein-coupled receptor activity; peptide binding. NCBI's taxonomy places the organism in Eukaryota, Metazoa, Mollusca, Bivalvia, Myida, Dreissenidae.